Molecule: messenger RNA, 447 nt
Organism: Sphaerulina musiva SO2202
Lineage: Eukaryota; Fungi; Ascomycota; Dothideomycetes; Mycosphaerellales; Mycosphaerellaceae
Exons: 3
Coding region: 1-447 (148 amino acids)
Source: RefSeq, a predicted model, not a curated record
AUGGCUCCCUACCCAACAGCAGCAGAGAUCAGAGGCUUUGCCUCAUCACUGGGCACCUCGGAUCCGUCUCCGUUCUUUGACAGGGUAUCGCCCCAAGUGGAAUGGCAUGUAAUGGGGACGCACCCGGCUGCGGGUGUCUUUACUAGCUUAGAUGCAUGGAAGAAGGGAGCGCUCGGCGUUGUGAAUGCCGUCCUGAAGGAGCCGCUCGCGCUGGAAGUUGUCAAUGUCUUUGGUGGCGGGGACCAAGAAUGGGCUACGGUUGAGCUCAAGGCAGACUCGGUAUGCUUGAACGGUAUGCCGUAUCCGCAGCGCUACGCUUGGCUGCUGCGUUUUGAUAAAAGCGGAACCAUUGUGCAGACAAAGGCAUACCUGGACUCGGCGCUCGUCCAAAAAGCUGUGAGUAGCAAUUCUGGAGAAGGAGGGUCGGGUCUUCCGAAGUGGCCAUAG